Chaetomium strumarium is the source of this 562-nucleotide messenger RNA. RefSeq lists its product as uncharacterized. The record is from RefSeq and is a predicted model, not a curated record. The transcript has 2 exons. The coding region runs from base 1 to 426 and encodes 141 amino acids. NCBI's taxonomy places the organism in Eukaryota, Fungi, Ascomycota, Sordariomycetes, Sordariales, Chaetomiaceae.
AUGUUCACCUCGUUGUCCCUAAUCGUCUUGCUGGGCCAGCCACUGUUCUGGAUGCUCGAAGCUGUUGUAGAUGCCAGUGCCGCCUUGGGAUGUUUCAGCAAAAUCCAGGCUUUCCUGUCAAAGGCUCCGAGGGCUGAGCACAGGGUCAUCAUUCCUUGUCACAGCUCAGGCUCUCUCAGAGGCGUCGAUGCCAAAACAGAUGGGUCCGAUAUACAGCCGGCCGUCCCUACGGGGAACGUAGAGCUUCAAGAGCUCGCCCCGGCGGGCGACAGUCAGGACAAGGUCGACGUGACUGUGCGCAAUGCCUCAUUCUCUUGGCCAACAGACGGCCCUGGCCUUCUCGACCGUAUCAACAUGGACGUUCGCGAAAGCGGCCAAAAGCAGCGUGUGCUCGGGCCAUCUCUUGCCAUCCAGCUGGCGUUCUAGUUGUUAUAUGGUUCGUGGUGUUGAACUGGUGAUGUCGUCGGUGGUGGUGAAGUUGCGGUGUAAUAUUAGGGGAGAUAUGCCAGGCGGUAGAAAAUAAGGGGCUAUAGAUAACCCUAACCUGGAGCGUCGGCGCCUG